This is a messenger RNA of Penicillium samsonianum, 1422 nucleotides long. RefSeq lists its product as uncharacterized. Gene Ontology annotation, cellular component: cytosol. The transcript is spliced from 4 exons. The coding region runs from base 1 to 1422 and encodes 473 amino acids. NCBI's taxonomy places the organism in Eukaryota, Fungi, Ascomycota, Eurotiomycetes, Eurotiales, Aspergillaceae. Gene Ontology annotation, molecular function: pyridoxal phosphate binding; transaminase activity. The record is from RefSeq and is a predicted model, not a curated record.
AUGGGUGACUAUACACCAGAAGUGACAGCAGCUUCAGUGCCUAUCCCAUCCGAGAAGCAGAUCGACUCAACUGGCAUCAAACCAUCCAGUGGAGUCCUUUACCACCAGCUGCGAAAUGAGCCCUUGAACAUUGUCGGUGGUCGAGGCAGCUACCUGAUAACCGAGGAUGGUCUGGAAAUUCUGGAUGCCACAUGCGGUGCAGCUGUAUCCUGUCUAGGUCACAGCGACGAGCGUGUCCACGAAGCCAUCUUGGACCAGCUGAAGAAAAUCCCCUACUGCUAUUCCAUGUUUUUCACCAACAGCGCUGCGGAGAGUUUGGCAAAACUUCUGGUAGACUCAACCGGUGGCAAGAUGUCUCGUGCCUACAUUGUGAGCUCGGGUACCGAAGCUGUCGAGGCUGCUGUGAAGAUGGCCAUUCAGUAUUUCACAGAGUUGCCCGUCCCUGAGCCCCAGCGGGUAAACAUCAUUUCUCGAAAGUCGUCCUACCACGGAAAUACCCUCGGGUCACUUGCUGUUGGACACCACGCCUCGAGGCGGAAGAUCUAUGAAAGCCUUCUUUCGAAGAAUAUUCACCACGUGCCACAAUGCUAUCCCUACCGCAGAAUGAAUGCCAACGAAAGCACCGAAGACUAUGUCGCAAGACUAGCCCAAGAACUAGAGGACGAAUUCCAAAGACUUGGCCCCAAUACUGUCUGUGCAUUCGUAGCGGAGACAAUGCCAGGUGCUACUCUUGGAUGUGUCCCCCCCUUACCCGGCUACCUCAAAGCACUAAAAGCCGUCUGCGAGCGACACGGGGCGCUCUUCAUCCUAGACGAAGUAAUGUCCGGCAUGGGCCGCACCGGAACCCUCCAUGCCUGGGAGCAAGAAGACGUCGUUCCUGAUCUCCAGACAAUCGCCAAGGGACUCGGCGCCGGCUAUGCCCCGAUUGCCGGGUUGCUCAUCAACAAGCACGUGGUUGAUACUCUAAACAAGGGCACCGGCGCUUUUGUCCACAGCCAGACAUACCAGGGACACCCGGUUGCCUGUGCGGCUGCAUAUAAAGUGCAGCAGAUUAUACAAGAGGACAAUCUGCUGCCGAAUGUGCGGGCGAUGGGAGAAUAUUUGGGUCAGCGUCUUCACGAGUGUUUGGAUAGUCACCCUCAUGUUGGUGAUAUUCGAGGCAGGGGAUUAUUCUGGGCUAUGGAAUUUGUUCAGGAUAAAGAGACGAAAGAGCCCUAUCCGCCGUCAAAGGCGCUUUCUCGGACUCUGCACGCGACAGGCCUCAAGCCUGGACAUGCGAUUUCGUUGAUGCCCGGAAAUGGUGGUAUCGAUGGUGCUAAUGGUGAUCAUAUUAUUCUGGCACCGCCUUAUAAUACUACCCGUGAAGAGAUUGAUUUGAUAGUCGACCGAACUGUUCAGGUGAUCCAGGAGGUUCUGGGAUAG